Cucurbitaria berberidis CBS 394.84 is the source of this 1111-nucleotide messenger RNA. RefSeq lists its product as uncharacterized. The transcript has a single exon. Lineage: Eukaryota; Fungi; Ascomycota; Dothideomycetes; Pleosporales; Cucurbitariaceae. The coding region runs from base 108 to 959 and encodes 283 amino acids. The record is from RefSeq and is a predicted model, not a curated record.
CAAUGCCUUGGCGCAUGUCCACGCCAUCCUCACGUUGGUCAAAAUGCCGUCUUUGGAUUCCUCUGUUCAGGGCAUAGUACUCGAAGCCACUCUUUCCCACGAUAUUCAUGAGGAUGCAAACUCGCGACUCCGUCGUCACCAAGCCUCCUGGGCUGAACAUUCCGCCGACUCGAGCCCAGAUUUGGCAGCUUCGAGCCCAGCGAGGGUUACUUGGGCAGUGUUUUCCGCGCAGGAGCGAUCUUCAUGCUGCGUUUCUGGCUCAUGAUUAUGCGGAUAGGCCGCUGUCUGCUGUACUGCCGGGGACUGCCUCGGAAGACUGCUUCGAUUCCACCAUGAUCAGUCGCGUCGAAGAAAGCAACACGCUUCAUCCAGAUUCUCAGAUCAUCUCUACAUCAUCCAACCUGCCCACCCAAGACGUCUCGCAGACCUUUGCGCGUACAGCAGCUUCUCCUUAUGACCGAUAUCAGAGUACAAGCCUGGACUCAAGAGCCGGCAAGAGUGAGGUAGAUUCUCCAGCCUGCACCCCAUCGAUAAAGAAAGCGUCCGCAUCUCCUGAACACGACGCAGUUCCUCACGAGCAAUGCGACUGCGACUCAUGCGCCUCUCCCUUGUUUCACAAUAGGCACCCGGUCAGAAGUGGAUCUCUCUGGCGCCUGGGGGAUUCUCCUUCUCCCAAGCUGGUGGUACAUGUUGUCUCUGACUCUGUCGAAGCACAGCCUAUAGUUAAAGCUGGGGGUGUUGGGAAUGAUAUACAGUCUGAUGGUGCAUCAAGCGCACGCAAGAAUAUUCGGCACAUGUUCGAUUCUUUGAAAUAUACUGAGCGGGUGAAGCCAGGCCUUACCAGUGUCGUGUUGGAGCUGCGGCGUGGGAUACAUUCGGCUGGACGGCGUGGCAGUGUUGUCGUGGCCGGAAUGAGGUCGAGAGCUAGAUUACUUUCAUCAGUGGGACGUCGGCGGUGAGGGAAGGGUGGUGAAAUGUAGACCCAGCACCUCUCGUGAGCCUGGUUGACACCAAAGGCUUUUUCUUUGACUUUUCACGUACUUCACAAUGUAUAGCUUCUGUACGUUCUGCAUGCCUUCUUUGUCCUUGCUUGUCGUAUCACCGAGCUCAG